AUGGUACAAGUAGGACAUCAUGCUUAUUCCUGCAAAGAAUGUGAUUUCCUUGGCCACAUUGAAUGCAUUUUGCGAAAGGAAGCACCUUCACCAAUGUACCUAAAAGCUCUCUAUUCAUGUGGCAAAGACGUCGCAAAAGGAACAAAUCAAGAAGUUAAUGAUAUUGGGUAUAUUCAUGUAUUGAGCCCGCGACACAUGGACAAUCAAGAAUGCACAAUUUGUCAUGAUAGAAUAUUUGCUACUCCAUGGAAAUGCGAGGCAUGUAAGUUCCAAGCACACGAAAACUGUGCGAAGCUGGCGCAACCAUCAAGGCAUCGACUUCAUUCGGACCAUGAUUUGACACUCUUGCCAAGUUAA
Arabis nemorensis is the source of this 357-nucleotide messenger RNA. Lineage: Eukaryota; Viridiplantae; Streptophyta; Magnoliopsida; Brassicales; Brassicaceae. The record is from the annotation of a GenBank genome assembly.